UUAUAUAGUUUAUUUACAUAGUAAUCGACGUCCUAAAAGAUCAAGUAGAUAAUAAUACCCUGAGGAUAUGGAGCGUAAGGAUGUGAAAAUUGGAUUAGUGUUGCUUUUGUUGGUCGUGUUUGAUUCAGGGAUGGCGACGAUAGGAGAAGCGAGGUUGUGCGAGUCGCAGAGCCAUCGGUUCAAGGGGACAUGCCUGAACGACGAUAACUGCGCGGUCGUGUGUCAACACGAGGGCUUCUCCGGUGGCAGGUGCAGGGGAUUCUGGCGCAAGUGCUACUGCACCAAGCAGUGUAUAUAGAGAGAGAGAGAGAGUGUGUGUGUGUGUGUGCAGCUACUAUACUCUUCUGAGUAUAGUAGCUGCACUGCUCAUAAGUUUUCCUUCAUUAGAUCUGUAUUUAGAUUCAUGCCAGAUCUGACGAAGGAGAAAGGUAACGGAUGGCUCCGUUAGAGCCAUUUCAUAAGAGUAUAAUAGCUACACUAUAUAUAUCUAUAUGUGUGUGUGUGCGCGCGCGCGCGUGUUACCAUGUAUGUUUUGCUUAAUUAGACUUGUACUUAUACUA
Ananas comosus (pineapple) is the source of this 560-nucleotide messenger RNA. Its product is annotated as defensin-like protein 1. Bases 68 to 298 code for a protein of 76 amino acids. The record is from RefSeq and is a predicted model, not a curated record. The transcript has 2 exons. Gene Ontology annotation, biological process: defense response. NCBI's taxonomy places the organism in Eukaryota, Viridiplantae, Streptophyta, Magnoliopsida, Poales, Bromeliaceae.